Messenger RNA from Moneuplotes crassus, 706 nucleotides. Lineage: Eukaryota; Ciliophora; Spirotrichea; Euplotida; Euplotidae. The record is from the annotation of a GenBank genome assembly.
UACCAAACUUUUACCUGCUUGGAGACUCUAUUUAGAAAAAUGAACUAUGAAUGUAAGGAAUCAGGAAGCAAAGACGACUCUUGCGUCAAGACUAAGAUUAGCAGCUUUUAUCAUGAAAUUAAGCUAGGCCAGCAGCUUAAAGAAAUGAAGAAGGUACAGUUGAAGCCAUUAAAAUUGAAGACUUUAUCAGCUGAAAGUGACAAUGAAAGUGUAACAACAUUCUCAUCGAUUGAGCCCUUUGAACUCCCACCUCCUGCAUUGACUCCUGAAUAUGAGAACUCCGAGCAUAGUUUGAACAUUGACUUGUCAUCUGGAAGCCCAAGUCUUUCAAGUGAUGAUCUCUCAGAGAGUUUCACUUCCAAUGAAGAGAGCUCAAUGACUACGAGUAGUGAAGAAGAUGAAUUUUGUUUCAAACUUCCACCAGCAGCUAUUCUUAGUAGCAAUGAUGAGAUCCUUAGACCAUCCCUAUCAAGAAAGGGAGGAAGCUGGGGGACAAACAAGUUAUCAGACGAACUCAAUGCUCGAUUCAAUCUUCUCUCCAUUAAUACAGAAAAGAACCUCGAUUACCAAGAAGAUGACCAGAAAAUUCACCCAGAGUCCAUACUCAAUUUCUUGAAGAAGAACUGCCCAAUAGGUCAAGCCAAGCUGCUCUCUACUCCAGAAAAUAGAGACCUGAAGGCUCCUAUUAGAUAAGGUAUACCUUCUA